Malania oleifera is the source of this 444-nucleotide messenger RNA. Its product is annotated as putative disease resistance RPP13-like protein 3. The transcript is spliced from 2 exons. Gene Ontology annotation, molecular function: ADP binding. Gene Ontology annotation, biological process: defense response to other organism. The record is from RefSeq and is a predicted model, not a curated record. NCBI's taxonomy places the organism in Eukaryota, Viridiplantae, Streptophyta, Magnoliopsida, Santalales, Ximeniaceae. Bases 1 to 444 code for a protein of 147 amino acids.
AUGCUGUUGUCCGAAGAGAAGCACAGAACGGUGGUGUCAAUCUUGGGAAUGAGCGGGUUGGGGAAGACAACUCUUGUAAAGAACGUUUAUAAUUCUGACGAUGUAAACAGUGUCUUUAUGGGUCAUGCUUGGACCCAUGCUUCCCAAGAGUAUGACAUUAGAGAGCUAUUGCUUGGGAUUGUUAAAUCCGUAGUGUCCUUUUUCGAUGAUAAGCAAAGGAGGGCGUUGGAAGGCAUUGAUGCGGCCAGUGAAGCUCAAGAACUGCGGUUUUUGAACCAGACAGAGAGUUGGGAUCUGUUUGUUUGGAAGAUAUUCAAGGCCAAGAGCACACCUGCUGGUUUCCUGCUGGAGUUGGAGGGUUUAGGAAGGCAGAUAGUGGGGAAAUGUGGAGGAUUUGCAGUUGGCAAUUGUGGUUUUGGGAGGACUGCUGUCAAGGAAAGAUAA